GCUAUGCAAACUAAUGGAUCUCUUUGUUUUAAGAGAAAAAACAAAACAAAAAACAAAGCAGUCAGUAAUUUUGUAGGAAAAAGAAACCCAGUUGCUUUCCAUUCCACACCUCAUACCAGAACUGCAAUCAUAAGACGGGAGGCCGUGUGGAGCAACCGAUCCUCUCCUGUUCCCUCUCCUCUUUCUGAAAUUUAAAGAAAACCGGGAUCGUCAUUCCUUUAAGAAAAGGAGAUUCCGUCGUUUUUUCCCCUUCCCACGCCUGAUAAUAAAACUGCAAUCAUGAGUCUCCUCUCCCAGGAAGGUUUAAAGGAGAUUCUCCAACAACUUGAAUGCCAUUUUACAUGGGAGUUGCAGAAAGAGCAUAUUGAUCCUGAUGAAUUGGAGGAAAGAAUUGCUGAGCAGAUCCAGUUCUUAACCAGCAAAUCCAAAGUUCGAAAUUACAACCUUCUUGCCUAUGUGAAAUUCCUGAACGACAAGAAGGACGAAGCCCUGGAAAACCUGCAGAAAGCUGAAGAGGCUGUGCCCAUAGAAUACCCUGAGGAUGUUGAAAAGGGAAGCCUGGUCACCUGGGGCAACUAUGCCUGGGUGCACUACCACAUGGGCAACCUUACUGAAUCCCAAGCCUACGUGGAGAAGGUAGAAAACACCUGCAAGCAACUUGGAAGUGAAUUUCCUUAUAAGAUGGAGCUCCCACAGAUCUUCUGUGAAAAGGGUUGGGCUCUCCUCAAAUUUGGAGCCAGGUAUUAUGAAAAGGCCAAGGAGAACUUUGAAAAAGCCUGGGAUAAAGAACCUGAAAACCCAGAAUUUAAUUCAGGCUAUGCAAUUACAGUAUACCGCCUGGAAGAUUAUUAUGCAAAAAAAUGUUCUGGAAAAGGCUCUUCACUGGAACCUUUGAGGCUUGCAGAAAAACUGAAUCCCAAUGACAUGUUUGUGACUCCUCUCCUUGCAUUAAAGUUACAGGAAACAAACAGAGUGAAGGAAGGAGAAAAAUACAUUAAGGAAGUGCUUGGAAAACAUCCUGACGUUCCAUAUGUAUUAAGGUAUGCUGCCAAAUUUUACAGAAAGAAAGGAGACAUAGAGACAUCAUUGCAACAUUUGAAGAAAGCAUUAAGCUUGACUCCGAACUCUGCAUUCCUGCACCAUCAAAUUGGAAUAUGCUAUAGAAUACAGUACUUUGUCCUGAAAAAAAAAGUGUCCAAGGACCAAUUCCAGUCUGUUCUAAAGCAGUAUGAACUGAUGAAACUUUGCAUUUUUCAUUUCCAAAAAGUGGUGGAGCGUAAAACCAAGUUUGUCUAUGCUUAUAUUGACCUUGCUAACAUGUAUGCCGAAAAAAAACAGCUACGGGAAGCGGAUGAAACCUUUCAGAAAGUGUUUGCCAUCAGCAACCUAACUGCUACAGAGAAGCAGCAGCUCCAUUUUAAUUAUGGACGUUUUCAGGAACGUCAUAGAAAAUCAGAUGUGAACGCUAUGAAACAGUACCUGCAAGGGCUGAAAAUUGAAAACAAUUCGUUUGAACAAAAGAACUGUGAAAGAAGCUUGAAUAAAUUGGUAGAUAAGACAGUUAAGAAAGGUCUAAUAUGUGUUGAGUUAUUUGAAAGCUUAGGAUUCACCUUCCAACGCCUUGGAUUAAAAGAAAAAGCCAUUGAAGCCUACGAAUCAGCCCUGAAAAUGGAUCUUGGGAAUGAAGAGUAUCUGAGUGCAGUUAUGAACUUGAAGCUUUCCUUGGAAAGCUAAAUGUUUGCUAUGUUUGGAAAGCAUGUGGUUUCCAAAUAUUUUCACCUUUGUGUUUCAUGCCAUGUCAAAAACCCAAACUUUUACAGCAUUUACAGUUGCCUUGAGCUAGAGUACUUACAUCUCUGCUGUGUGUGUGUGUGUUUUUUUUUUUAGAAGAAUAUUAGCUUCUAAUAAGGCCUUCUUAGAAUACUAAAACUCAAAACAUUAAACUGAACAGCAAGCAAGAUUAAAAAAAGAAUCAAUGUAUAUAUGGGGUGGAAGUGGCAUCUUACGAUGAUGCUGUGUGGCUUCAAGUCCUUGCAGAAGCUGCAAUGACUCUGUGCAUGUAUCCAAUUUACCACUGAGCCAUGGUGGCGCAGUGGUUAGAAGUCACUUUUGCAGUGCCUUCUAACUGUCGGCCAGCACUUUGAUUCUCGCUGGCUCAAGGUUGACUCAGCCUUCCAUCCUUCCACAGUGGGUAACAUGGGGACCCAGAGCGUUGGGGACAAUUCGCUUACUCUGUAAACCACUUAGAGAGGGCUGCAAAGCACUGUGAAGUGAUGUAUAUAAGUCUUAAGUGCUAUUGCUAUGUCAUCUGCUUCAAUUGUGAAGAGAGGCAAUGGGGCAGUUCUGCUUCUGUUAGAAAGGGAAGGGCUCCUGUCAUGUCAUGAUUUAGCUUUGGGGAUGGGACAACACUUAAAUAUUAUCAAACUAAAACAUUGCAUAGGCUAAUCUGCAGGCAACCUCAGUCUUAUGUUUAUCCUGCAGUUCUAUAUAUUAAUUGGUUCCCUAGGCAAAGAAAUUUCAGUCCCAAUACAUCUGCAGGGUUAGACUUUCCUUUGUCAGGACAAAGUAGUGGUUUGUGGUUUGUGACAUAGAUAGAAAUACAACUUAGCAGCAAAAGCUAAAAUUUUCAGUAUAAGAGCUAAAAUUUACCUAGUAUAUGGAAUUUGACAACUACUCAUUCUCCAUGCUCUUAUGACUGAUACUGCAGCAUUGGAAAGAUAAAGGUAUGGCCACAUUCACUCAACAGAUUGAAGAGCUGUCCUCUAUGAGUGGAUUGCCUAUAGGUAUACUGUGUGUGGACAAGCAUAAUGUACUCUGUGACACAUUUAUACUCAGUUAUAGAUGCGUAUUAAAUAUAUAUGUCUUGAAUAAUAUAUUUUUUGCUCUUUUGUAUUUUUUAACCUCUUAAAGUAAUCUGUUACUUUUCUUUGAUAAUGUAGCUUACUGCUAUCAUAAUUACCUUUGUAAAUACCAAAUAAAUUGGCCUUACAGGUCUCUUAUGGCUAUUUUAAAAAAAAGGGGGGGGGGAAUACAGUAAUUUUUUUAUUUUUUAUUUUGGCUUUUAUCCUGCACAGUGAUCUAUGAAAUAUCUGGCUCUGCUGAAUAAAAGUAAAAUAUCCUGA
Pantherophis guttatus is the source of this 3122-nucleotide messenger RNA. The record is from RefSeq and is a predicted model, not a curated record. Lineage: Eukaryota; Metazoa; Chordata; Lepidosauria; Squamata; Colubridae.